This is a messenger RNA of Stegastes partitus (bicolor damselfish), 3832 nucleotides long. RefSeq names its product stromal interaction molecule 2-like. Gene Ontology annotation, biological process: store-operated calcium entry; intracellular calcium ion homeostasis; activation of store-operated calcium channel activity. Gene Ontology annotation, cellular component: endoplasmic reticulum; plasma membrane. Gene Ontology annotation, molecular function: calcium channel regulator activity; calcium ion binding. The annotation marks the transcript as partial. The record is from RefSeq and is a predicted model, not a curated record. The transcript is spliced from 3 exons. NCBI's taxonomy places the organism in Eukaryota, Metazoa, Chordata, Actinopteri, Pomacentridae.
AAAAGCCCUGUCAGAGGUAACUGCAUGCCUCAGGGAGCGACUUCACCGUUGGCAGCAGAUUGAGAAGCUCUGUGGCUUCCCUGUCGUCAAUAAUUCUGGUCUGCCAAGCCUGACGGCCAGCCUCUACUCAGAUCACAGCUGGGUGGUGAUGCCACGAGUCUCAGUGCCUCCUUACCCUAUAGCAGGAGGGGUGGAUGACCUGGAUGAGGACACACCUCCCAUCAUUCCACAGUUCACAACUGCUACAUUGAUUCGGCCAUCACUCACACGCAGCAGCAGUCUAUGUCGCUCCCGUCGGAGCCUGCUGAGCUCUCCACAGUCCUCACUGAUGUCUCCAGAUCCAGAUCUGCUGUCCAUGGCCAGCUCAGCCCUCUCCUAUCGCCCCGAGGCAGACGACAAACAUAUCAUGUUCAGCUCAGAUAGGAGGGGGGAGCCUCCACAGGAGGGCAGCGCUGACACAGACUCUCUCAACUCAUCCAUUGGCCGCAAGCAGCUGCACAACCCCUGCUCACCAGGCUCAGAGACCCCCUACCGCAAAAUCUCCCGUGAGGAGCUGCUGCUGUACACCCAGAGUACAGACCUUCCUGCGUCCACCCCCACCACCCACACUAGCAGCAGCAGCAGCAGCAGUCUCAGGGACUCCACACCUCCUCCUCUGCCUCCCACUCCAGCCACUACCCCCUCUGGCCCACCGUCCACCUCACCCUCCCCGGCCUUAGAGCACCACCCAUUUGCACAAAGAGGCUCGCCCGACCUCACCCGCACCAUACCUGAGUCUCCUUUCUCACAGGGGAACGCCACCUCUCAGACGGGCAAAGGCAUGUACAACGGCAUCCUGGAGAAGUCCUACAGCUUCGGUCAGCUGCCAGCAAGCAUGCUUCCCAACGUGGGGCGUUAUCCGUCUCUCACCUCCCUGGACUCGGAGGGCCGGAGUGUGGGAAGGGAAUACAAGCUCCAGAGCACGUCCUCCCAGGACUCCAGCGACAAUGGGGAGAAAAUCAAGCGCUCCUCUUCUAAAAUCAAAAGCCUAUUUAAAAAGAAAAAAUAAAAGUUGCGGUGAGAUAAUGCGUGUGUGUGAGAGAGAAAUAAAAUAUAAAGAGUUGUUUUAGCCCUAAUACUAAAAAAUGGACAUCACUGUAAGCUAAAACGUUUCAUUUUCUCUCUUCAUUCUUCUUUUUGUCAUCAAAGAUGGAAUGUAGCUCAGGCUGGGUGCCUUUAAAUGUUCUCCAGACUGGUAGCCUUAUUUUUCAAUAAUGCCUUUUUAUUUAGCUCACUCAUAGCCUCGUAGGAAAACCUGCUAAGGUCAAGAAAAUGUCAACGAAAGGUCAAAGGCCAUACCUGUUCACUGUCUUCUCUUAAUUUUACUUUGAGUUUGAACCAAAAAGCCACUAUGUUAAAGGGUCUAAAGGUGCAGUCCAUACAUUUAAUGUUAAGCACACAAUGUGGAGUGUUUCACUGUUGAUGUAUAACAGAGUGAUGUUUGCUGUUACUGCUGAAAGGUUGUUUUUUUUUACAGUAUACAACAGGCGUGAGAACACGAGGACUCUGUCUAAAAAUUAAAUUUGUAACAAAAUACAAAUUGAAGCUAAAAUGACUUUUUAAAUCUGCAGUUUUAAAACUUUCUAUGAAACAGUUUGCAAAUCAAAGAAUUCUCGCCCUUCUCAUCUGAGCCUACCUCCAUGUAAACAAACUAAAUGCUCCUGUCAUGUCUGAUGAACAAUUACAUUUUUUCAUUCAGAGUCAGAAAGCAAAGCUAACAGCACAACCACAGCUAAAGCAGGCAUAGCUUACCUCUUUUUAAAUUCCUCUUCCUCAUUACCAGCUGCCAACCAAAUGGUGUAAACAGAACACGUUGACACAGUUUCCCUGCAAAGACAUGAGAGAUUAAUUGAGCUUUCAUCUAAAUUUCAGAAUACUCUAGUGGACAGAGCAUAGAACUACAAGCUGAUUUUAACAUUAAAAAUAUUUAGAAAUUACAAUUCACAGUUUUAGAGUAAAACCCUAUGCAGUAUCAUCAAAUGCAUUGUUCGUAAUAUUUCUUUUUUAUUAACAAUAAAAAACCAGAUACUUUGGAAAGACUAUAUUGAAAAUACAGAUUCUAAAGUAGAAACUUAAUGCAACAAAGAAACAUCACAUGUGAUCAGUUUGCAUCACGACAAAAAUAUCUGAAAAAUGACAAAACCUCUCUCCAUUAAGUUUUCCGACACUGACAUGCUCCACAAGGAAGGAUUGAGCUUUUUAUCAAAUAUAACAUUGGGCAUAAGAAGUACUGAACAAAAUACCAGAUAUAAAUCUCAGUAAACUAAGUCUUUUCUGUUGGGCCUGCAUUUUUAAUGUAAGAAAUUAAAGUUUUAAAUCAAAUACUAUUUAACUUAAAAGUAUUGCCUUGACUGUAACAUGACAGUUUUGUAUCAUUUGAUAUUUAACUGAUAAUCCACAGAGGGGUACUCGCCUACGUUGUAUUCUGUAAAACUUACUUUCAGUCGUGACAACAGCCCAGAAAAAUGGUCAAAAGAUUUUGUUGUCACUUUUUUUUGACAAGUGUCCAAACUGCAGUACUUCUCCCUGAUUAAAAUGAUGGAUUGCAUCUUGUUAAGUGUUUGAGUCCUGAACUCAUGUACUUGAUUAAUUUCCUUUGGGAAAAAAAAAAUUCUGCUAAGUUUGUUGCACUACUGCUUUCCUGGUAUGUUGGGAAAGACCCGCUACUUGCGGAGUACAUAUUGAAUAAAGAGAUGAGAGGAAUGCAUGGGCAGCCGCAAUGAAGACGCAACACAUAAUGCCAGAGCCAAAAUUACCUGAUGUGUCUUUACUGCCACUGUUUAUGGAUGUCUCUCUCUAUAUAUAUAAAUAUAAAAGUAUAUAUACUUUGUUUUCACAUCAUUAUGUUCUUAUAGAUGUUUCUAAAUAGAUUCGUGAAUGGUGGGGGUUCCUCUGAAGUGAUCUUUACUGAAGAAAGCUUAUUGAAUAUGCAGAUUUAACCCACAUCAGUCACCAUCCCUGUAUUCUACCUGCCCUUUAUUACUUGAUUAACUGCAUCCUGUAGCCAUACAGAAACUAAAUGUACCAUUUCCAUGUUUUGUCUUGAAUACCCUGCCUCUUCUAAAACUUGGUGUCACUACCAGAUUUUGGUCAAAUUGGCUUUGCAAUUAAUUAUUUUUGUGGGUGGAGUUCCUUAUUCGCGAGUGUUAGAAAAUCAAAGACAACAGCAGGAAUGUAACUUGAACAGAAGCACUGUCUGUGAUCAGCAGCUGACUACACUGUUACUAUUCGACUGUGAUCGUGUGCUCUCAGCUGUCUUUAAAGACAAACAGUAAGGAUUAUCUGUUUAGAAGAAAAAGACUAUUUGAUCCAGAUCUGAUCGGUACACCAAGACCCGCCUCCCUCACCACACACUAAGCUCGAAGCCGACCCAUGCAAUACAGUCCCGUUCCUCACCUCUGGGCCCGCACCGAGCGCACUGAUGUCAAGAGCUCCUGCUUCACACUGUGAUUUCUGGCUUCUUCUCUUCAUCUGGACCUGGCUGUGACGGCGUGUCAGCGGUGGCAUGAUGCAACGUCAGGGUGUGAUGCCAUCUCCAAGGUGUGUCUGGCUGUAAGGACAACAUGAUGACGUGCGGAUCCAGUGGCCUCUGUUUUUAAAUGACAAAAAACAAAAAAAUAUAUAUCUUUAGAAGGUUGUGGACAAUGCAGCACACCGUGAAGGAAAUGGAAAACAGAACUGCAAGACGAGGAGAAAAUGAAUGUUUACCAGACGUUAGGGUUUUUUUUGAGAACAUUUUGUGUGUGAAUAUUUGUAUACUGUAGAAGAAUUAAUAAAAAAAAAAAUGGAGGCA